This is a messenger RNA of Vombatus ursinus (common wombat), 1375 nucleotides long. RefSeq names its product EBNA1 binding protein 2 (gene EBNA1BP2). Gene Ontology annotation, biological process: rRNA processing; ribosomal large subunit biogenesis. The record is from RefSeq and is a predicted model, not a curated record. The transcript has 9 exons. Gene Ontology annotation, cellular component: nuclear periphery; preribosome, large subunit precursor; nucleolus. Lineage: Eukaryota; Metazoa; Chordata; Mammalia; Diprotodontia; Vombatidae. Bases 56 to 961 code for a protein of 301 amino acids.
GCCGUGAUUUGGCUCGCAGUGGGAAGGAAGGUUGGUGGACCAGAGUGGAGCAGCGAUGGCGGCGCUAGCGUCAGGCUCGGACUCGGAGGCGGACUCAGAGGCGCUCUCGGACGCCGAGCUGCGGGAGGCCUUCGCGCGUGGCGUGCUUAAACCAGGGCUGAACGUGGAGCUCGAGGCGCCGAAACGCAGGCAAAAUGACGUGGCUGGGCUGGGUCAGUGCCUGGCCGAGUUCAGGAAGGACCUGGCGUGGUUGGAGCGGCUGGACGUGACCGUGGGGCCAGCGCCAGAGCUCCCCGCGCAGCAGACGCCCGUGGAGCCCGGAGCCGUGGACCCCGAGGACGACUUCCGAAGGGAGAUGACCUUUUACCGCCAGGCCCAGGCUGCGGUCCUGGCCGUGCUGCCUCGGCUCCACCAGCACCAGAUCCCCACCAAGAGGCCACAGGACUACUUUGCAGAGAUGGCCAAGUCUGACCAGCAGAUGCAGAAGAUUCGACAGAAGCUACAAACGAAACAGGCCGCCAUGGAGAAGUCUGAAAAGGCCAAGCAGCUUCGAGCACUCAGGAAAUAUGGCAAGAAGGUACAGACAGAGGUUCUUCAGAAGAGGCAGCGGGAGAAGUCUCAGAUGAUGACAGCCAUCAAGAAGUACCAGAAAGGCUUCUCUGACAAACUGGACUUCCUUGAGGGAGACGGAAGGUCGCUCUCGCGAGGCGAGAAGGAAGGUGCCAAAGCCCAACAGAUGAAGAAGGGGCCCAGUGCUAAGCGGCGGUACAAAAACCAGAAGUUUGGUUUUGGUGGAAGGAAGAAAGGAUCCAAGCAGAACACCCGGGAGAGCUACGAUGAUGUGUCUGGCUUUCGCGCCCGGACCGCCCAUGGGAAGGGUCCCCACAAGAUGGGCAAGAAGCUGUCCAAUAAGAGACCUGGAAAAAGGGCAAGAGAGAAAAUGAAGAACCGUGCACGCUAAGUGCCACCUUUUAUACGGCGGACCAGGCACAAAGAGAGGACCCAGGCCAUCCCUUGGCUGCCUUUGCUUUCUGAGGGGGGGGGGCCUGGGGGUGGGGUGGGGCCUAAAAUGGGUGUGGACAGCUUCAGAGAACUGGGGCGUGGCCCAAGGACCAGGAAGCCAAGUGUCCCUGGCCCCACUAGUCUGAGCUCUGGUUGGCCUUUAUGCGCCAGAACUCCGCCAUGUACUUUGUGAUGUCCUUGUAGCUGCGGAAAAAAUUGAUCCUGGUGUCCAUGCGCUCACUGGGGACCUAGAGAGAGGAGGACACACAUGGCCGUGAGGGAUCCCUAAUCACCCCAUCAUUCCUAGCCCCUGUGGGGUCAAUGCCAGCCCCUUUCCAAGGGCUGUGUAAAUAAAUGACUGUCAGGAGCAUUA